Messenger RNA from Ectocarpus siliculosus, 3080 nucleotides. Lineage: Eukaryota; Phaeophyceae; Ectocarpales; Ectocarpaceae. The record is from the annotation of a GenBank genome assembly.
AUGGAGCACGCACCCCGCACGAGCGAUAUUGAGUUCUUCUCUAGCCUCCAUGGUAGACAGAAGCGACUAGAGCGCGGGCUCAACAAGCGGGAUCUUCAAGCCGCCGUCAAGCAUGGAACGAGACGGGAGGGCUACCCGGACCCUAAAACCGGCAAGCCGAGAUGGAUGUACACCUUGGGCAACGUGGUCUACAUCACGGACGAGACGUCAACGAGGGAGAUAACCUCGUACUACAUAGACAAGCCAGUUGUGCAGAUCCCGCACGCUCCGCUUACACCCGAGGACCUGUUCGAUCAAGAGCGAGCGAAGGAAGCACUGGCCAGGAACCCGGACUUGUGCACGUCUCACACGGUCAUCGUCGUGGACCACUCGGCGUCGAUGGGGACACCGGACGUGGUCGACCACGAGAACCGCGUGAAGGGAUGCUUUGGCAUGCUCGCCCUCAACUUCGUCGCCGGGCAGUUGGUCAGCAAGAAUGCUUCCAGCACCGACGUCGUGUCGGUGCUACUCAUGCACGACAGCGUGGACGUGCUCUUCGAAAGGGAACCUAUGAGCAGGGUCCUCUACAACCGUUUCGUCGGCAUCCACGACAAGGUCAGGCCAAGGUCGCACGGCAACUUCAUGCCGUCCCUCCUCAUGGCGGAGCAGAUGCUCAGGGAGGAUGCCAACCAGCCGGGCACCGCCCUUUCCCUCAUGUUCCUCUCAGACGGCAAGCCCAGCGACAACGCUACCGGGGUCCUACGGGGCAAUAACAUGGCAACCUCGGUGGCGAUAUCGGACCGUGUGAGCCUUAUGGCGGCGACCUUCCGCGACCGCCUCAGCGUCGACACCCUGGGCUUCGCCAACCCCGGCCAAAACUUCUCCGUCCUCCAGUCCAUGGCCAAGGCCGCCCACAGGGGAGGAGCCAAGGGACAGUUCAGCCGCCCCGAGCUCUCGUCAGCCGGCCUCGCCUCCGCCAUCGCUAGUGCAGUCUCUUCCCUCACCGACACAAAGUCUCACUUGUCGUCGACAUUGAUGGGGGCAGCGCCGGGCGCGAGGGGCGCCCGCCGGGGUCUCUCCCCGAUCCGAGAGCUGCAGAAGGAGAGCGCGGACUGCGAGGGCGUGGAAGGGUGGAAGGUGUACGUGAGGGGCGUGACGCGGCUGGAGUACUCGCCCGAGUUCUCGCACGGGAUCGAGAGGAGCCGGUGGCAGCCGCGGCGCCUGGUCUCGCCGUACGCCGACGGCAUCGCGAUCCGAAGAGUGCCCUUUGAGGAGGGCGCGGAGAAGAUCGUCUACAAGAUGCGGGAGUUCGACUCCCGAAGGAACGAGUUGAUAGGGGAGCCCUUCGUGGCGAAGUUCUCAAAGCGGCAGCAGGGGCACAGCAACCAAGAGGCCACGCACUUCGACGAGACGGCGGACAAGGCUGCCAGGGCGCUGGCGGAAGCCUCCAAGCUCGCCAACCUUUUCAACGCCGCUGUGCAGGAGGAAGUGUCGUCGAUCUACGGCAUCUACGACGACCCGAACGGCUUCGUGGACCAACGCGCGUGGGGGAUCAAGUUCCUCCGCUGCUCCAUGUACAAGUUUACGGACGACAGCGCCGGAGGCAACAUGGACGGCAGGCUCAAUAAGCGCAUCCUCGCUGAGAAAUGGCUGGAUCCGUCGGCCUACGUGAAGUGGAACGGGAACAACGGGUACGUGUUCCAUGGUAGAGGUCACGCCUCCGUACACCAACCUUCCGCGGGAACGGCAGCGGACGGCGCCACCUCCUACGCCCGCGCAGACCGCCUCAUGGCCGGCGGGACUCAGGUCUCCAUCGGUGGUGGUGGUACCGGUGCCUUUGCUGCUGGAGGAGGAGGAGGAGGAAACGCAGUGGACUACGGCGAUUGGGCGGAGGAAUACCUCCGCGGCGGGGGCGGUUGGGCGGGCGGCGGUAGCGGCGGCGGCAGCGGUAGCGGUGGCGGCCGGAGGAGCCGGAAGCGGGGCCGGGAGGAAGUCUUCGUGGGAUUUGCGCCGCGGCCUACGGACUACCUGCAGGCGUUCUCCCACUUCUCGUUCGUACGGUCGGGGCACAAGAGGCUCGUGUGUGAUCUGCAGGGGGUGGAGUGCCCCGGACUGCCGGACAACCCAUUCUGCGCAGGGGUCUACGAGCUCACGGACCCUGUAAUACACUCCAACUCGCAGAUCGCGCGGCAGCAGAUGUUCGGCCGCACAGAUCUCGGCAAAAAGGGCAUGCACAAGUUCUUCCGGACACACGUCUGCAACGACGUUUGCCGGUUACUAAACCUGCCGGGAUCGAGAUCGCCAGAAGCGGAGGUGGCUGAGAAGGCCGCCAAUGCCAAUGCCAAUGCCAAUGCCGGUGCAAGGGAAUGGGGGGGUCGGGGGGCGAAGUUCCGAAGGAUGCACAACCCAUGAAACCGCCUUGUUCCGAGUUGUGAAGGAUGGGAUCUUUACGAGGUAUAUCCAUACCGCUGUUUGCGUGAUAGAGUAAGGGAUCCCACAUCCCACACGUCUGUGUGUUGGUUUGGUCCCUUGGAGUUGGCGAGGACACCACUGGUGGCGGGAUAUUUCGCUCCGGGACGACGGGUCUGUUUUCCUCGGUCGUGGUCACGGGUACGGUUGUUGCCCACGGUAUACGGUAUACCGGAUGCGGGGGGUGUACUCAUACUCAUAGUCGUGCUUGCCGUAUUGGUCGUUUGACCGUUGACCUCGCAUAAACCGGAUGUGGGACACGCGUUAUCGUUCUCGUGAAGUUGGCGAACCAGCGGCUUUACGAUAGUACAAUACUCGGAGUACAAUUGAAGUGGUGCAUCCUCGACCGGGGAUGAUUGGAGUGCAGUUUUUUGUGUGUGUCCCGUAGUCGUUUUGAGCAAGACCACCUUGAGUCGAUCGCAGCUGCGAAACGCGGAAGACUUGGCCUUCCAGGCGCUUCAAUACUCGCUGCUCUUGUUUUUGCCGUUGUUUUCUGGGGGUACAGCAGUGUUUUUUGUACAAACGGGGGAAUGUCGUGUAAACAGCAGUGGCUACGGAUAGGUUGUUGUACAUGUUGGUUUGUAGAACAGAGAACAUGACUUGUUUUUUGCAAAAAUCUGUCCCGGCUGGAU